AUGACCGAUGAACACCUAAGAAAGACGGCGGUUCAGACCGUCGCCGCGGUCUUCCUACCUAUUGCUACCAUCACGGUGAUGCUGCGCAUCUAUGUGCGUGGGUGGAUUGUCAAGGCAUUUGGAUGGGAUGAUGGGAUGAUGGUAAUUGCACUGUUAUUCUACGCCAUGUUCUGUGGAACCAUGAUCGGGGGCUCGAUUUAUGGCACAGGCUAUAUGCUCGAAAGCCUCACUGUCGAAAAUCGCCUGAUCGCAAUGAGAUUCUGGUGGCUCUGCGAGAUCGCCUACUGCUUCGCAUCCGUAGGAUGCAAGAUUUCCGUCUGCAUCUUCUUAAUGCGCAUCACUAUCAAACCUAUUCACAUCUGGAUCCUCUAUACCGUUAUGGCCUUGACUGUCAUAGCAGGCCUGGUUUUCAUGUUCCUCAUGCUCCUCCAGUGCAGGCCACUGGAAUACUUCUGGACUAAGCUGGCCUAUGAUCCUAAUAUCAUAGGCACAUGCAUGGAUAUGAAGAUCAUCGUUAUCAUGACCUACAUUUACAGCGGAUUUGCCGCAUUGUGUGAUUUCACCGUCGGCUUGUUGCCCAUCUUCCUCGUUCGCAAACUUCACAUGAAGCGCCAGACCAAGAUCGCCGUCAUGGGCAUUUUAGGCAUGGCUUGCAUGUAUGUUUAUCUGUUUCUUAUCUCGGGUUUCCCGUACUACUUCCAGAUUACUGACAAGGGAUUCCAUAGUGCUUCAUCGGCCGUCAUCGUCCGUAUCCCCUUUGUCAAAACCUUCUAUGACCGCGACUUCCUCUACGCAACAUACCAAAUCGCCAUCUGGUCCAACGUCGAAGCAGGCCUCGGCAUUACAGCCGGUAGUCUCGCAACCCUCCGACCCCUCCUCCGCCUCUGGACCGGCUCCCACUCAGACCCAUACUACUCCUCUGGAUUUCCAGGCGGACGCUCACGCUCUGCCUCACGCCCGUUAGGCGGUGCUGAAAAUCGUCCUUUUCCUUUAGGCUCGCUCGACGAGAGCGGGCAGUCUCGCCUGAGACCGGAUAAGCUUGCGGUCACUGUCACGACUAUCCAGAGCCAGAGGGACCCUGAUGAUACCUAUAGCACGAGCCCGAGUAACAGCGAGGAGAGGUUGACUAUUGAUCGGCCCUCGCCUCGGUUGCCUGAUCUGGGGUUGGGGAUUCAUCGCACGUUUGAGGUCACACAGACUACAACGGAAAGGGAUGAUCCCGAAGGGAUAAUUGUAAGGGAACAUGUAUAA
Molecule: messenger RNA, 1251 nt
Organism: Penicillium expansum
Lineage: Eukaryota; Fungi; Ascomycota; Eurotiomycetes; Eurotiales; Aspergillaceae
Product: putative integral membrane protein
Exons: 3
Coding region: 1-1251 (416 amino acids)
Source: RefSeq, a predicted model, not a curated record